Messenger RNA from Elgaria multicarinata webbii, 3144 nucleotides. RefSeq names its product DNA damage induced apoptosis suppressor (gene DDIAS). Gene Ontology annotation, cellular component: cytoplasm; nucleus. The transcript is spliced from 4 exons. The coding region runs from base 40 to 2910 and encodes 956 amino acids. Lineage: Eukaryota; Metazoa; Chordata; Lepidosauria; Squamata; Anguidae. The record is from RefSeq and is a predicted model, not a curated record. Gene Ontology annotation, biological process: negative regulation of intrinsic apoptotic signaling pathway in response to DNA damage.
GUGUUUUGUCUGUCUCUUUGUAGCUAACCCUGGGAGCAUAUGAAUGGCCGGCGUCUCCUGGUUGCUUCUGUAAUUUCUGUCCAGAACUCUAGCUUUGUGUAUCCUUCGUGUCAAAACUGCUUUUCCAAGUUAUUCCUAGAUUUGAAGAGGUACAGUUGCCUAAAGUGUGGGUGUUCAGGUGACACAAAGGAAGCAAACUACAGAUAUCGACUCUCACUGGAAGUAGCUGACAUUCAGGAUGUGUUUGAGGUGACAGUAUUUGGAAGCUGUUUGGAUGUUUACUUUGGAGUCACAGCAAAAGGCCUGCAAAGGUACAUUGAGGAACUGAACCAAGAAGCAGGAGAACCAGACAGGGAUGCAACUCCUGGUGUGGUAUUUCAAGCAGUUGAAACCUGCUUCAUUGGGAAGAAAUUUGUAUUUGGAGUUAAGGGUUCUGGCAAGCCAGAUGGCGCCAGCUCCUUGCAAAACAACUGCCGAACUGCCAGGUAUUCCAGAGCUCUCACUGCCUGUCAAAUGUUUAUACCGAACUCCGAGCUUGUGGGCUGCACUGUCAUCCAGUUCCUCCAGCAGCGCCGAUGUUCUCGUUUCAAGCACAGCCCCGGGCUCAGCAUCUGGCCGCCCGAUCUCCUCAUGGCAUUCGAUCAACUUAGCACAGAGCUCAGCAGCUUGUAUGGCCCUGGCGACUUGGCUGCGGUUCCGUCAAGCCCCGCAGAUGGUGUUUCGAGUCUGUGGCCACAGUCAUUUAGGCUGACUUCCUCCUCCGUUUCUUCAGGAACAAAAUCAGAUCUUAGAGAUCUAAAUUCAAGCCAGACAGCCUACGAAAGGCAAAAAGGGGAAGAUCGUAUUACGUUGUUGCUGAGCCAACCUGCCUUCAAUCCCCAGGACCAUAACCUGACAGUGAAUAGGAGAAACGAGCAGGAAGAUAAGAAAUGUCACUUGUAUACUGCUGAGUGGGGCUGUGGGACUGCAGAGGGUGAACCAGAAAGCUAUUGCUCUUUAGGCAGAAAAGACUGUGGAUCAUUACAAAGCCCCUUAGAAUCAGAGGAGAAAGACUCUUCCAGCCAAAUUAGCAUCCAACAUAGCUAUGGGCUAGAAAAAUCAUGGGACCCUUUGCUGCACCAGAGACAUGAUGGUUCUCUUCGCCCCCUUCCUUCAUCUUCCAGUCAUGCUAGAACAGCUGCAAACUCUCUUUGGGAUGAGCUGCCAUCAUCUGAAAGUUUAAACGAAUUCAUUGCCAGAAUUGAGAAUGACAAAACUGGGAUGUGUUCUGUUUUCCCCGGUAAUGAAGUUGAUGAAUUCAACGGAUAUUUUGACCCGUCUUCUCCCAAGCUGGGCUUUUUCAAUGCCAAUUUCAAGACUGAGCAGGCCGAUGAGGAAUUGCAGAAGCUAGCUGGGAAAGUGGAAAUAUGUAAAAAAGUUACUUUCCCUUGUCACCGACUUAACUUGCAUUCAUCCAUCAGUAGCAGAGAAUCUCACCAGCAAGGCUUUUAUAGCUCUUUAUCCACUGAAAGAAAAGAAAAAUGGGCGGAUCUCUCCAGCCAGUAUCCAGUCGUCUUGCCUUGGUCCUCCCCAGCUGGAGUUAAACGUUCUCAUCCAAAUGAAAGUUGUCAAUCAACCAAGGAAGGAGUCGACCAAGAUGUCAGCAGUGCCAAGAAGCUCCAUUCCCGCUCCUCUUCAAAGUCUACAAAUUACUGCCUAGAAAACCCCUGUGUACAUGCCAGGAAGACAGCUGCCCACUUAAACUGUAAAGAUAAUGGUACUCUAGCCAGUUGGAGAAAUAAUGGCAGUCCUUGCUAUCAGCUAAACCGAAGUAUUGAUCUCACAAACAUCCAGGAGUAUGGUUUCUCCUCAACAGUCUCUGAAAAAGGUGAAGUUUGUGAAAAUGAGCGAGAACUGAUCCCAGAGGUGCAAGAAUAUCAUUUUGGACUGAGUGAUGCCAGCGGUUUGCUAAAAGGCUAUUCGAAUUGCUCUGAGGGGAGUUACAAUGCUUCUGCAGAUCUUUUUGACGUUGGCGCCAGAGGAGCAGAAGCCACUGUGGGAAUGUUGAACUCGUCCCAAGCGUUCUCGGCACAAGAGGGUGCCCUAUCCUCAAAGUGUGCAACAACUAAUUUCUUAGCAAGCAAGCUAGAUGCUAACUGGAAUAUGUCUCAAUGUGGACUAUCCUUAUGCAACAUGUCAGCGACUUCUGACCAGAAAACAAGCACUCAGGUUGCCGGUUCAAUAUCCGAGAUGGAGUGCAGCCUUGCAGGUACCCUGGACUUCAUACCGAAUUCCCAGUCCACGCCCCUACCCAGACCUUGCCGACAGGUAAGGCUCCCCAAGGGGAAAGAAUCCAUUCUUCGUGAAUUGCCACUGAAUAAAUUGCCUUGGAUCAAUGCCAAAUGUAAAACGCUCAGACCUCCCUUGAAGUACCCCUUAGCAAAACGGCUUGUCAGCAUGUUCCUGCAGUCCAAAAGGCCGAGUGGUGCAAAGUCUGCUACCCCUUAUGCAUCUGAUCCUCACCAGUUUAUCAACGGCAGCCCAGCCCUGGGGCUUUCUGUGACCGAUGGCGAAGAAUGGAUUCCCCCUUCGGAGAAAAAAUGGAUAAGGAAGAGGACGAGCCUGGUGAGGAACAAUCCUGACAGUUCGGAGAAAUCAUCUCCUUCUAAAAACAAAUUAAGAUCUGGGGUUCCAAAGAGUUCCACGAGGGCAAUAAGGGUGGAAUUCACUCCUAAAAGCCAGCAGCCGAUAGAGACUAGAAUUGGGAGCCAGCCCAUUCAUGAAAAUGGUGUUCAUCCCAGCCGGCUAAUGAACGAAUCCCCUGGCUUCUGUGACUUUGCAGGUGGCAACAGGUCAAAUCCGACUUCUGCACCUCACCCCAUGCCUGAUGCUUCAAAUUGGUCUCCAGAGUUGUUUUCAGAUCAUUGCUAGAUCCCCAGCAAGGAGGCCAUUUUAUGAAAGCCAGCCACUUGAAUGCAGACUUCCUUUUGAAAUGCGAUCUUCCUAGUGGUGCCUUUGACGCGAUUUCAAUAGUUAUAUAUUUCUCAAAUGACUGUGGAAUGGGAAAGGGCUAAAAAAAAUAAAAAUCUGAAAAAGGUAUGAACACAUAUUUUUGUAUUCCUCUUGGCAUUUUUAAAUAAUGAAUUAUGUCUACUUGAUUGAGCA